AUGAAGCUCGUACGGUUCCUGCAGAAGCUCAACUCGGAGACAGUUACUGUGGAGUUGAAGAACGGCACUGUAGUUCAUGGGACCGUCACUGGUGUGGAUGUGUCGAUGAACACGCAUAUGAAGAACGUGAAGGUCACAGUGCGCGGCCGCAACCCAGUGGGCAUGGACCAUUUGACCAUCCGCGGUAGCACUAUCCGUUACUUCAUCCUCCCCGACCAUAUCCCUCUGGACACCUUACUGAUCGAUGAUGGCCCGAAGAAUAAGGCUGCUCGCGAGAGAGGUUUCGGUAAAGGGAAGGGCAAGGGAAAGGGCAAGGGUAAGGGCAAGGGUAAAGGUGCCCGAUAA
Perkinsus marinus ATCC 50983 is the source of this 345-nucleotide messenger RNA. RefSeq names its product small nuclear ribonucleoprotein D1, putative. NCBI's taxonomy places the organism in Eukaryota, Perkinsozoa, Perkinsida, Perkinsidae. Gene Ontology annotation, cellular component: SMN-Sm protein complex; U12-type spliceosomal complex; U2 snRNP. Gene Ontology annotation, biological process: RNA processing; spliceosomal snRNP assembly. The record is from RefSeq and is a predicted model, not a curated record. The coding region runs from base 1 to 345 and encodes 114 amino acids. The transcript has 5 exons. Gene Ontology annotation, molecular function: RNA binding.